CAUUUUCAUUUCGUUCACUCAGCUAUUUUCCUGAUUUUAUAACGUGCAGGACUCUUCAACCAACCAUUCGAUUCACAACAACCAUUUCCUCUCUUCUCUCAAAAGCCUCUCUAACCUAUUUCAAUCUUCAUCUUAACAUAUUUAUAUCAACUUAUCUAUUGGAAUUGUUUAAAUUCGAUAUUUCUUUCUAUCAUAACUUGGUCAUCUAUAUUCAAACUUCUUCAGCGUUAUCUUCAAAAUACCUUGUCAGAGUAUCCAUCAAGUCACAAUUGGAGUUCGGGACUAGUCUAGUUGAAAGUUGAAGUUCAAGCUCAGAUCGACUGAUAAUCGGUGACCUUAUCUCAUCACAUACUCUUGACGCUUGAAUCAAAUCCUAUUUACGAUCCAAAACACUCCCUGUUGUGCUAAAACUCAACAUCGCCGAACCUUAAGCCCUGAAUAACAGUGCAUAUAAUCACUCAACGUAAUCUAUCUUCAACUAUCAAUCUCACUCAGAAUACGAAAUGGCCGGACCAGUAGCGAUCCCAUUCGAUGCUCCUCCAUCUUCCUCUUCAACAACAACACCAAAAAGAUCCAGAGCAAUCACUACUACUACUACCACAACUCAUCGUCGGUAUCACUCUUCGAACUCAACUUUGACUCAUUCCAGCUCUGGUUCUCCUUCUCAGUCAUCCGAUUCACCACCUUCCUUUCCGCCCACACCAUCUCCCACUUUGAAAUGUUACAAAGACCAGUUAAUGAUUCCUUUUACGACCAUGAAGAUUCGAUACGAUUCCAAGAGCGAUCCCACUUCAAACGCUCAAACUCCGACCAAUCAUCCUCAGUCACCUCGGCUUACACUCGAACCUGAUCUAUUCGACUUCAACAUUAAAACGGCUACGUCAUCUGACAAUCAUUCUCAGCAUUACUCUCUUGAAGUUGAUGGCCAGCACAUUGUUUCAGCAACUCCUCCUGACCACAAACACCCUAUCAUUUACUUGAAUCAUGUGCCAUCCAGCCCAACUAUAACCAAGCUCACUUAUCCAAAAGCUACUCGGACCUCGCAGCCACAUCUCGAUCAGCUUCCUGAACAGGCUUACAAACUGUUACAUUCCAUUGGUCCUCUCCCACCGUCCCUUGCAUCGCCGAAUGUCUAUGGUGAUCAUCGUCGCCAACAGCAUUCUCCUAAGAUUUCAAGUCAUUCCUUAAAGUCUACCUCUGAAGCUGUCAGCCUACUACCACUUGUCACCAUUGCGCCUGUUGUUACAGAGUUCAAUUCUUCAACUCCCAAGUCUCCCUCUGUUGAGCAAUCCAACGCAUCCGGAGUUCAGCUCGGCGACUUCUCGGAAGCUAUUCGAUACCUCUCAUCUCAAAAAAAUUACUGGCAGUCACGCGCGCGUGAGCUAUGUUCACAGUCACCACCUUCGUCUCCGUCGUCCAAGUCAGACCCCAGUGCUGCAAUUCAGUCAUCUCCUACACAUACGAAAUGCACUUUGAAGACCAAAAGACUUCAUGUUCGAGCUAACACUCAACCGGAGGACCGGACCCAACGCCAUCAGCCUACGCAAGUCGAUCCUGCUCCUAUCGUGCCUUCAUCCCAAAAACACAAGUCUCGUUCGUCGAAGUCCAAGAGGCGGAAGUCAGUUCCUCCUUCGCAAGGCCCCCGCCGCCAUGCAUCUACUACAAAUGGGGCCUCAGGCGUACCCCUUACUCAUGGUCACCUCCAUACUGGUGCAGUUGAUGCAUUUUGCCCUCAGCCAUGCGCGAAAGCUUUGCUUCCCGUUGCCGCUGAUCCAGGUCUUGUUCCAAGGUUUAAGCGCGGCUCAGCCGCACAGGCAGCCUCUGAAUUGCUUCGAAUUCCUGUUACCUCCCUCACCUCAGAACCCCCGAUUCCUUAUUAUUAUGGUGAUAUCCCUCGAAAGUUCGUCGCUCGUCCUGUCACACAAUCUACCACCCUUUUUCAAUCUCUACCUCUUGCCCGGCACAGGCACUCGAUUGCUACACUCCCUUUCCCACAUUCUUUAAGUUCACAAUGCACCAAUCCAUUCGAUAUGUCGACCAUUUCGAUCAUGGACACUUUCUCAACGCAAGUUACGACGCAAACAUAUUCUUCACCUUCGGCAGAAAAUGAUUUGAUUCUACCCCUUACUGCCGCCGAGAAAACAAGGUCACUUGAUUGCAAACUAAAAAGCAUGUGUGCAACCAUUCCAGACGGAUCCUAUCGACCUGCCUUCAUCUUUGUAGACCACUCCAAUGUGAUUUGGUCAUUCCUUCGUCAUCUCAACAUCAAUCGACCUUCAUUAGACGUCUACGAUCAGGAUCGUUUUCAUCAUCUUGACCGCGGUAUGGCCAAGCCUAAGCGAAGACUAGACUACGCAGUACUUUUCCGCAUCCUUGAGCGCGAACGCACAACGAUUCUCAGGCGGUAUAUCGCGGCUUCUAAUCCUCUCUACCAACCUGAUAUGAUUCCUUACUGGGAAUCGAAAGGGUAUGAAAUUGCUAUUCUCGACCCGGUUGUCAAUCGCAAUCCGACAACCAGAAAAAUAAUCAAUCCUAGUAGAAUGCCUCGUCGAGGCUCAGCAAGACCUACUACCAACUCUGCAGAUAAAAGUAGCUGCACUGAAUCUGAUUCAGACCCUUCCACCACUCCAUACCCAGCUGGCAAAAGCAGCAAACACCUGCGGUACAAGGAACAGGCUGUCGAUGAAGUCAUUCAGUUGAACAUGAUUGACACGAUCAUGGAAUUUGAUUGGAAGGGAUCAGAUCAUGACUCGAGACCUCGCCCCAUCCUCACACUUGUUUCCGGAGAUGCCAACGCUGGCGAAUAUAGUAAACCAGGCUUUUGGGGAUGGGUUGUAAGAUGUUUGAAGUUAGGUUGGGAUGUCGAGAUCAUCGGAUUCAAACAAGCUAUCUCGAAUCGCUGGUUUCAAUUAGAGUCGCCUACCAGAAUAGGUGAUCAUGGAAUGCUUGCUGUCUAUACUCUUGAUCAAUUCGCCGACGAACUGAUCUCCGAUGUCGCCUGAGAGGCAACCCUUGUUCUCAAAAUAUACGCUCGCUAUAAUUUGGACGUUUUUUUGUUACAUACAAGUAGUAACUGACAGUAUCAUGUCUUCCUUGACAAGUUGACCUACGUAUACUUUUGUUUUAUUUUCAUUCCCUCACUUUUUUGUUUGACCCGCUUUUCCUAAUAUUUUUCAACCCUUGUAGAUUAGAUUUCAUUUCGACCUUCAUCUUUAUUUCUUUCUCUCUUUGAAGGCAUUGCCAAUGUCCGUUUCUUCUCUUCUUACCACAUAUUGUAACAUUAUCCUAGUUGUUAAACCUUUCCUUAUAUUAUAGCACUUUUCUAUACACGCACAAACCAUUAGUACAUGUGUUGAAAAGAGGUCAGAGAAAGGAGGAUUUUAAUUGGGAACAUAGCCAUACAUGAUUUUGAUUUUCCUCUUGUCAUAACUUGAUUUGCAUUCUGUUGAUAACAAUCAGUCAUUUCUUCUUUAAUGAGCUACAUC
Molecule: messenger RNA, 3485 nt
Organism: Melampsora larici-populina 98AG31
Lineage: Eukaryota; Fungi; Basidiomycota; Pucciniomycetes; Pucciniales; Melampsoraceae
Exons: 5
Coding region: 504-3002 (832 amino acids)
Source: RefSeq, a predicted model, not a curated record